Molecule: messenger RNA, 767 nt
Organism: Amaranthus tricolor (Joseph's coat)
Lineage: Eukaryota; Viridiplantae; Streptophyta; Magnoliopsida; Caryophyllales; Amaranthaceae
Product: LOB domain-containing protein 29-like
Exons: 2
Coding region: 1-726 (241 amino acids)
Biological process (GO): hormone-mediated signaling pathway; positive regulation of DNA-templated transcription
Cellular component (GO): nucleus
Source: RefSeq, a predicted model, not a curated record
AUGACUGGUUCAGGAUCUCCAUGUGGUGCUUGCAAAUUUUUGAGAAGAAAAUGUGUAAGAGGAUGUGUAUUUGCACCAUAUUUUUGCCAUGAACGAGGUGCUACUCAUUUUGCAGCCAUACAUAAGGUGUUUGGAGCUAGCAAUGUUUCGAAACUUCUAGCUCAUUUACCUGUAAAUGAUCGUAGUGAAGCCGCCAUAACCAUUUCUUAUGAAGCUCAAGCUCGGCUUCAAGAUCCCAUUUAUGGAUGUGUUUCCCAUAUCUUUUCCUUACAACAACAGGUUGUAAACUUGCAAGCACAAUUAGUAGCUUUAAAGCAAUUACAAGCAGCUCAUCAAGGCAUAAUUAGUGGUAAUAAUUCAACCCAAAACCCUAAUUAUGAGAGAUAUUGUUCUAAUUACCCACAAGAUGUUCAAAGCUGGUUGCAAUCUGAGUACUCACAAAUGGUGCCUCCUUUUGAAUCAAAUUACUUCAAUUGUAGCUCGGAAUCUUCAACAAUUUAUGGAUCAAAUCAAAGCAAUCAUCAUGGUUUUGAUGCAAAUCAUGAUAGGAUUAACUCAAUGGCACUUCAAGAUGAUCAAGAUGUAUCUUUUGCUAGCUUUGAUGGUUCUUCUUCUCAUCAUUCAGCUUCCAUGGCUUCUCGAGAUUUCGAAAAUAAAUCGAAAUGGCCUUACCAUGAUACCGAUGAUCUUCAUUCUGUGGCUUUUGGCUAUCUCCAACAUUCAUGAUGGAAAGCAAGAUUUUUUUAGGAUAAGGAAAAUUCCCCAUA